AAAGGGCCGGUUGGUGGUGGGAACGCUAUUGUCGCGAGUCUCGAGUUCGGAUCCUCGUCUCCAAAGCUAUGUAUCUAGAAGUUCCAGAAAAGGACGAAGAGAUUCACCCGAGGUAUCUCCAUCAGGAGCUGACCAGGCCACUGAUGACCAUCACCAUCAUCUUAACCUUCGGAUCCUCUUUCCAAUAUGGUUACAAUCUCUGGGUGGUGAACCAUCCUGCAGCGCUUAUCCAAGAUUACUACAACAACACUUUCAGGAUGAAGAAAAAAGAGAUUCCCCAGCUUAUCGGUCUGAAUUUCCUAUAUACUUUGACCAGCGUGAUCUACUCCCUGGGGGGCCUCAUCGGAUCUCUUAUGGUUUGCCCCAUGGCUGAUACCUGUGGCAGGAAAGGCACGCUGGUGAUAGCCAACCUUUUAGCUUUCAUUUCUGCCAUUUUCAUGGGCUUUUCAACCAUCGUCCACAUGUACGAAUACGGGAUAUUUUCCCGUCUGCUCAGCGGGGUUUGUUCAGGGAUCUUCUCCUGUGCCGUGCCACUGUACCUUGCCGAGAUCGCGCCCCGAAAUUUAAGAGGGGGCAUCAUGACCAUGGGCAUGGUGGCCGUCACUGUCGGCGUCCUGAUCUCACAGAUCCUGGGUCUUCCGGAGUUUCUGGGUUCCGAGAGAAAAUGGGCCAUCUUGCUGAGCUUAACCGGGGUUCUCGCCGUCUUUCAGCUCUUCCUUUUGCCCAAGUUUCCCGAAAGUCCUCGCUUUCUGCUGAUUCAGAGGAAGAACGAGGAGAAAGCAAGACAAGUCUUGAAGGUCCUGCGAGCCAAAGAGGACGUCGAGGAAGACAUAGAAGAACUUCAUCAAGAAGAUAUUGCUGAAUUGGAAGAGAAGGAAAUGAGUGUGUUAAACCGGCUCACUUGCAAAGGUCUACGGAGACAGAUCAUCUGCGUUGUCCUUCUAAUGGCUGGCCAACAAUUCACAGGGAUCAACGCUGUGUAUUACUACGCAGAGACUAUUUACAGGACCGUGUGGCUGAACUGGAGAAAACCUCGGUACAUCAGCAUCAUGUCUUCCAUAUUUGUCCUCUUGACCUUGUUAUUUGUUACCUAUAGCAUUGACAGCUUGGGGCGAAGACUCUUAAUCUUGGUUGGACUCGGGAUCUGUAGUACUUUCUGCGUCUUAUUAACCAUAUCUCAGGAGCUUCAGGUGGCUAUCAGUUGGCUGUCUUACGUCACCUCUAUCUUGAUGGUCAUCUUCCUCUUGGGACACAUCGUAGGUCCAGGUCCGAUACCAAAUGUCAUCAUAGCUGAAAUGUUCCUUCAAUCAUCCAGGUCGACUGGAGUCGUCCUGGGAGGUUUUGUUCAUUGGUUUCUAAAUUUUAUAACUGGAAUUAUGUUCCUUCAGUUCGGGAGAAAGAUUGGAUCCUACAGCUUUCUGAUGUUCUGGCCUCUCUGCAUCGCUAGCUUUGUCUUUAUCUUCAGGAACAUCCCGGAGACCAAACAGAAGAAUUUUCUGCAGAUCCGAAACCUCUUGGCUCUCCAGGCCCUCAAAAGAAUUAACGUCCAGGAGUCCCAAGGCAAAUCCGAUCAGAUCAGGCAGCUGGAUGGGGGGAGGCGUAAAAAACCCAGGGCGACGACCUCCACUGUCCCAUCCGUGCCUUCAAUUUGAGGAAGUGGCUCAUUCCGUUGGGAUUUUGAUACUCUCUUGUUUGCUGUUUUUAAAAUAAACCAGAUGUCCUUCUUGUGGAA
Molecule: messenger RNA, 1732 nt
Organism: Crotalus tigris (Tiger rattlesnake)
Lineage: Eukaryota; Metazoa; Chordata; Lepidosauria; Squamata; Viperidae
Product: solute carrier family 2, facilitated glucose transporter member 5-like
Exons: 13
Coding region: 69-1652 (527 amino acids)
Biological process (GO): monosaccharide transmembrane transport
Cellular component (GO): membrane
Molecular function (GO): hexose transmembrane transporter activity
Source: RefSeq, a predicted model, not a curated record